AUGCUGUUCAACGACUGCAGCUCUGCUUUCAAUACCAUAGUGCCAUCCAAGCUUGUCACUAAGCUCAGGGCCCUGUGUCUGAACUCAUCCCUGUGCAACUGGGUCCUAGACUUCCUAAGGGGCCGACCCCAGGUGAUGAGGGUAAGCAACAACAUCUCCACCAAGCUGAUCCGCAACACGGGGGCCCCACAGGGAUGCGCCAUUAAGAGCAUUUUGCUGGGUUACAUCACCACCUGGUAUGGAAACUGCAUCGCCCUCAACUGCAUGGCUCUCAUGAGGGUGGAGCGGCUGCUGUACUCCUGUGAGCCUGAGAAUCCAGCAGAGGGCGCUGUGCGCAAACAGAUCCUGAGCUUGGAGACACUGUACAGCCGACUAACAUCCCGAGGCCAUGGAGGGGCAGACAUCAACACAUCGAAAGGAGAUGUGGAGAAGGACCUGCUUCGAGUUCUGUCUUACCAAGCUGAGUCGGCACUUGCUCAAGAGAAUCACCAAGAGGCUGUGGCCUGCAUGCAGCGCUGUAAAGACAUGCUACUGCGGCUCCCCAAAGAGACAGGCUAUCUCUCUCUCAUGUGCUAUAACUUCGGAGUGGAUUCCUACAAUAUGAAAAAGUAUGAGGAGAGUUCAUUCUGGUUGAGCCAGAGUUAUGACAUAGGGAAGAUGAAUAUAAAAUACUCCCCUGGCGCUGAAGUGCAAGCCAAGGUCCUGAGGCUCCUUGCCACUGUCUAUCUAAAGUGGGACUGUCAGCAGUUUCAGGAGAAGGCACUCAAUGCUGUGAAUUUAGCCAAUAAGGAUGACCACAUAAGAGCUGGAGUGACAGAGCUGCUGGAGUCAGAGGUUCCUCUGGAAGUGUGUCUAAGCACAGUGAAACUACUCAUGGCUGAAGACAGAGAGACAUUGGCCUUUGACUACCUGAAGAGGGUGUGCCAGCACUUUGAGUCGUCCCCUGAACUGGGCAGUGCCCUGGUCCUGCACAUUGAGCUGCUGCUGCAGAGAGGCAAGGAGCUUCUCGGGAAACAGAAAAUAGAGGACAUCAUCACAGGUACUACAGUGGUGGUGGUGGACAUCAUCACAGGUACUAUGGUGGUGGUGGACAUCAUCACAGGUACUACGGUGGCGGUGGUGGUGGACAUCAUCACAGGUACUAUGGUGGUGGUGAACAUCAUCACAGGUACUACGGUGGUGGUGGUGGACAUCAUCACAGGUACUACGGUGGUGGUGGUGGACAUCAUCACAGGUACUACGGUGGUGGUGGUGGACAUCAUCACAGGUACUACGGUGGUGGUGGUGGACAUCAUCACAGGUACUACGGUGGUGGUGGUGGACAUCAUCACAGGUACUACGGUGGUGGUGGUGGUGGACAUCAUCACAGGUACUACAGUGGUGGUGGUGGACAUCAUCACAGGUACUAUGGUGGUGGUGGACAUCAUCACAGGUACUACAGUGGUGGUGGUGGACAUCAUCACAGGUACUACAGUGGUGGUGGUGGACAUCAUCACAGAUACUACAGUGGUGGUGGUGGACAUCAUCACAGGUACUAUGGUGGUGGUGGACAUCAUCACAGGUACUACGGUGGCAGUGGUGGUGGACAUCAUCACAGGUACUAUGGUGGUGGUGGACAUCAUCACAGGUACUACGGUGGUGGUGGUGGACAUCAUCACAGGUACUACGGUGGUGGUGGUGGACAUCAUCACAGGCCACUACACUGGUAAACAGCUGUCUCCUCAGACUCUCACCUGUUUACAUCUCCUGCUGUGGGACAAAGCCUCCAAGAACUUUGAGACUAAGAACUUCUCAGAGGCUCUGCAGUGGUAUAACUACUCCUUGAGUUUCUACAAGGCUGGCCAGAUGGAGCCCAACCUGGCCAAGCUUCAGAGGAACAGAGCCUCCUGCUUACUGCAACUGCAGCAGCUGGACAAGGCCAAAGAAGCAAUAAAGGAGGCAGAGAGAUGUGAUCCAAACAGCAUCUUCACUCAGUUCAGUGUUUACAAGAUUGCUGUCCUGGAGAACAAUGUGGAGAAAGCUGCAGAGGCAGUGAAGGCCAUCGGGGCUCUGGCCCAAGGUCCUGUGACCAGUGAGGACAGACUGCUAGUUGCUGAGAAUGCUGCCUCCAACCUCCUCAGUCUUGCUGCUCAGAUCGCUCUGGAGAAUGAGCAACAAGACACAGCCAUGAAGGCUCUGGAGAGUUUGUGUGAACACUCAAAAGAUGAAGCUCAGGUUCUCACUGCUCUCAGGUGUUUGGUUCGACUAGUGCUCUCAACAAUAGAAAAGGCCAGUGGGGAGAUACGCCAGUGUUUGUUGUUUACUGUCACCACCACAGCACUGCAGAAAGUGUCACAGCUCAGCCCAGGGCCUAGCAUGGCUGUAGAGCAGCGCACAGAGGACGCCAACUGGUUCAGGAAGAUUGCUUGGAACUCUGCGCUGCAGUGUGAGAGCAGCCCUGACAGGAUGAGGGAUUUCUUUCUGUUCUCUUACCAGCUGUCCCAGUUCUGCCCCCCGGACCGGGCCGUGUUGAUGGGCCAGAAGACGUGCCUGCUGAUGGCUGCUGCUGCCUCUCUGGAGCUCUGCAGGAAGUCUCCACACUCUGACCAGACGGAGCAGCUGACACAAGCCCUGGAGCACAUUCAGAUCUGCUGGGAGGUCUGGAAGACUCUUAAAGCAUCAGGGGACAACUCCAAGGACCCAACCAACAUGUUGCUGCUGCUGUAUGAGUUUGAGGCUCGUGCCAAGCUCAAUGACCCCAAGGUGGAGACAGUGCUGGAGUCAGUGCUGGAGCUGGAUAAUGUUGAGAUCAAGGUGUUGGAGACCAUGGCAGCCUUGGCCAUGGAGCCUCCUGCCCACUUCCCUCUGCUGUGUAAGAAGGCCUUGAGGAUCGCUCUGUCUCUGCACAGGAAACAACCACAAGCAGACCUGGCCCGCUGCAGCCAGUGUGUCCACAGCCUGAUCCAGCUGUCGCUACCCAGCGGCGUGUCGGAUGUGGAGGCCCGUGUGCUGGAGGAGGUAUGGGGCUACUAUGAAGAGGCCCUGUCCAUCAUCACAGCCCCUGAGGACUUCCCUGAGAUGGAGAUCCUGUGGCUGCUGACCCGAGCCUGGAACACAGGCAUCCUGCUGUACAGCCUGGCCCAGUACCCCGAGGCUGAGAGGUGGUGUGGCCUGGGCAUGAGCUUCCUCCGCCACCUGGGCUCCCUGCAGGAGAGCUACCAGACACAGAUGUCAGGUCUGUACAGUGAGGUCCUAGACAGACUAGACAAAGCCAAGAAGAACCUUAUCAUGGAGGAAUGA
Messenger RNA from Salvelinus namaycush (lake trout), 3279 nucleotides. RefSeq names its product testis expressed 11 (gene tex11). The transcript is spliced from 27 exons. Bases 1 to 3279 code for a protein of 1092 amino acids. NCBI's taxonomy places the organism in Eukaryota, Metazoa, Chordata, Actinopteri, Salmoniformes, Salmonidae. Gene Ontology annotation, biological process: meiotic cell cycle. Gene Ontology annotation, molecular function: protein binding. The record is from RefSeq and is a predicted model, not a curated record.